AUGCCUCAUAUAUCAAAAAGACGACAACAAAUAAAUAAAUUACCUAGAAAGAAGAGUCGCUUCACAUCUCAAGAGGAAACACAUGAAGUUAUUGAAGUACAGAAUGAAUCUACAUUAAGAACGUGCAAAGAAGAUGAGAACAUCGACCAGGAAACACAUGAAGUUAUUGAAGUGCAGAAUGAAUCCAUAUUAAGAACGUGCGAGGAAGAUGAGAACAUUAGCCAGGAAAUACAUGAAGCUAUUGAAGUACAGAAUGAAUCCACAUUAAGAACGUGCGAGAAAGAUGAGAAUAAAAAACCGGAAGAAAAUGAGAAAAAAAAUAGAAAUAAAAAUAAUGGUAUAUCAUUUGCCACUGAAACAUCGAGUAAUAUGUUACUCAAUGCUGAAGCAUCGAGUAAUAUGUCACUCAAUACUGAAACGUUGAAUAACAUGUUACUCGAUGAUAAAACAUUGAAUGACAUAUUACUUGAUACUUCAGCAUCAAGUAAUAUAUCAUUAUCACAAUCAUUCUGUAAGGCUCCACAAAUUCCUUCAUUAUCCGUUAAUACUGCUUCAAUCUUAC
Messenger RNA from Racocetra persica, 562 nucleotides. NCBI's taxonomy places the organism in Eukaryota, Fungi, Glomeromycota, Glomeromycetes, Diversisporales, Gigasporaceae. The record is from the annotation of a GenBank genome assembly.